Messenger RNA from Cydia strobilella, 1855 nucleotides. Its product is annotated as zinc finger protein OZF-like. Gene Ontology annotation, cellular component: nucleus. Gene Ontology annotation, molecular function: DNA-binding transcription factor activity; zinc ion binding; RNA polymerase II cis-regulatory region sequence-specific DNA binding. Lineage: Eukaryota; Metazoa; Arthropoda; Insecta; Lepidoptera; Tortricidae. The transcript is spliced from 5 exons. Gene Ontology annotation, biological process: regulation of transcription by RNA polymerase II. The coding region runs from base 41 to 1690 and encodes 549 amino acids. The record is from RefSeq and is a predicted model, not a curated record.
AUUUCGUAAAUAAUUAACAGAAAAAGCUAUUCAUUUUAACAUGGAAAGUAAUAAAUUAGAUGCCACUACUAUAUGUAGAACUUGCAUGUGCGAAGGUGUCAGUAUGAGAUCGGUGUUUCACAAAUUGCAAGACGGGAAAUGUGCGACUGAUUUACUUGAAAUCAUUGCAAAUAUUACCAUUAACAGUGAUGAUAACCUUCCUAAACAAGUUUGUGAUAAAUGCGAAAGGUUUUUGUGUAAAGCUGCUUAUUUUAAAAGUCGGUGUUUGGACAUUGAGGCAAAGUUAAGGAAACUCUUUAAUGAUGAAUCUCCAUCAAGUUUAUCUUUGAUAAAACAUGAACAUAAGGCGCCAGUAAGCACUGACGAGCCGUAUCAGUGUUCUAUUUGUUUCAGCAAAUAUUCUGAAAUAGCUUUAUUAGAAAAACAUGUGUUUAACUUUCAUCAAAUAAAAAAGGUAUCACUAUUCAAUGAAUUUUCCCUAUUUGCAAAUGCCAAAGCUAAUAUAACAACUCUAGAAACAGUAUCAGAAAAAGAAGAAAAUGGAAGUUUAAUUAAAGAGGAAAUAAAUAAUGAUUUUGUUGAAGACAGUUUUGAUAAUGAAUAUUCAGAGCAUGAUGCUGAAUCUAUACUAAUCGAGUUUGAACCUAAGAUAGAUAAAGAUACAUUUGAAACGCCUGUAAUGCCUAUAGACAUAAACAACAAAAUAGACAAUUCAUUAGAAAAAGAGAAAUUGGAAUGUGAAAAAUGCAACCAGAAAUUCAAAUCGGCAAAUUCUCUGAACUUACAUAAACGAAAACAUAAAGAAAAGAAAGAUAUUGAGAAGAAGUACCAAUGUUCUUUAUGCAUGCGUAAAUUUUUAAGUAAAUCUGGUUUGACGAAUCAUUUAAGUAUUCACGGAAGGAAGGAUGACGUUAAAUACACGUGUGGUAGUUGUAAAAGAGAAUUCAAACAUAAAGCGCAUUUAGACAACCACAUGGUGACUUUACAUGCGAAUGAAAAAGGUUUCAGUUGUGAUUUUUGCCUGAAAAACUUUGCGACGCAAGAAAGUUUGGAGAUUCAUAAGGAUUUGCAUAAAAUUGAUAAGAAGCAUUCAUGCCAGUAUUGCAAUAAAUCGUUUUAUAUGCUGUCGACAUUGACUGAUCACAUCAGGACACAUACUGGUGAAAAACCAUACCUGUGCUCCACCUGCGGCCGUGGCUUCAGCCAGAAAACGAACCUAGCCCAACACAUGCGCCGCCAUCUUGGAUUGAAACCAUUCGCGUGCGACCACUGUACUCAGAGAUUCGUCUCAAAAGGCGAGCUAGUAGCUCACACACGGAAGCACAGCGGCGCACACCCAUUCAUAUGUGACGAGUGUGGUAACGGGUUCACGACAUCCUCGUCCCUGGUCAAACACAGACGGACGCACAGCGGAGAGAGGCCUUUUGCCUGCGACCUGUGCCAUAUGAGAUUUGCAGCAUCAGGAACCCUAAAGAACCACCGUCGUACACACACAGGAGAGAAACCUUAUCAGUGCUCACACUGCGAGAAGGCGUUCGUGCAGAAAAACGAUCUCAUCUCACAUGUCAGAUGCCACACCGGCGAGCGUCCGUUCGUGUGCAACGUGUGCGGUAGUGCGUUCCGCAAGCCCGCCGCAUUACGAAGUCACGCCAAAAUGCACACUAGAGACAAAGAACUUAUGCCUUACUGAAACUACCUAAAAAUAUACUUCAUGAACGAUAGUAAAGUAAAUCAUUACAGUUUAAAUCAAGGAAAUAUAGAUGCCACACAGGCGAAUGGCCGUCGUGUGCGGUAGUGCGUUCCGCAAGCCCGUAGUAUUACGAAGUCACGCCAAAAUGCACACUAGAGACAAAGA